Molecule: messenger RNA, 2889 nt
Organism: Spea bombifrons (plains spadefoot toad)
Lineage: Eukaryota; Metazoa; Chordata; Amphibia; Anura; Pelobatidae
Gene: KDM1A
Product: lysine demethylase 1A
Exons: 19
Coding region: 148-2631 (827 amino acids)
Biological process (GO): regulation of DNA-templated transcription
Cellular component (GO): nucleus
Molecular function (GO): flavin adenine dinucleotide binding; oxidoreductase activity; protein binding
Source: RefSeq, a predicted model, not a curated record
CUUCCUGGCUCCACACAAAGCGGCUGCCGCUGGUGUCAGGGCUGUGUCUCUACUACUACCAGGAAAGUUCGGCAAAUACGUUAUCGCUCUCAUCUUUCGGCUGUGCGCCCGACCCUCCCCCACUUGUUGAUCCCUCCUCCCCCCUCGAUGCUUACAGUUAAGAAAAUCGAGUCAAUUGGGGGCGGCGAAAACGGCACCGAGCCAUUGCCCCCGGCCUCUUCUUCAUCCUCAUCGUCGUCCUCCUCCGGUAUCAUGGCCUCGCCUGACACAGGGGCGCCCUUAGAGAGGACCCCAAGAAAAAAAGAGAGGUCUUCUCCCGGGGCCGAGCAUGGAUCCUCAUCGGGACCGAGUAUCAUGGCGGGCGCGGAUGGGGGGCUACCGGAGACCCCCGAGGGUCGUAGGACCAGUAGGAGAAAGAGGGCCAAGGUUGAAUACAGAGAAAUGGAUGAAAGUCUUGCAAACCUUUCUGAAGAUGAAUAUUAUUCCGAAGAGGAGAGAAAUGCAAAGGCGGAAAGAGAGAAAAAAGUGCCACCACCACCUCCGCAGGCUCCUCCAGAAGAAGAAAUCGACAGUGAGCCUGAAGAGCCCUCUGGAGUGGAGGGUGCUGCAUUCCAGAGUAGGCUUCCACAUGACCGAAUGACCUCCCAAGAAGCAGCAUGCUUCCCAGACAUUAUCAGUGGCCCUCAGCCAACCCAGAAGGUUUUCCUUUAUAUCCGAAAUCGAACUUUACAGUUGUGGUUGGACAACCCAAAGGUUCAACUUACAUUUGAGGCAACACUUCAACAGCUGGAAGCACCCUACAAUAGUGAUUCGGUGCUUGUCCACAGAGUACAUUGCUACCUUGAAAGGCAUGGUUUAAUAAAUUUUGGAAUCUACAAAAGAUUGAAACCUUUGCCAACCAAGAAAACCGGUAAAGUAAUAAUCAUUGGUGCAGGUGUGUCUGGCCUGGCUGCAGCCCGACAGUUGCAGAGCUUUGGCAUGGAUGUAACAGUCCUGGAGGCCAGAGACCGCGUCGGAGGAAGAGUCGCCACUUUCCGUAAAGGAAAUUAUGUUGCUGACUUAGGUGCGAUGGUGGUCACAGGCCUUGGUGGCAAUCCAAUGGCUGUAAUUAGUAAACAAGUAAACAUGGAACUUGCAAAAAUCAAACAAAAAUGCCCUCUUUAUGAAGCGAAUGGACAAGCUCUUCAGGUACCCAAAGAGAAAGAUGAGAUGGUGGAACAAGAAUUCAACAGACUCCUGGAAGCGACAUCCUACCUCAGCCAUCAGUUGGACUUUAAUAUUCUUAACAACAAGCCUGUGUCACUCGGGCAGGCACUGGAGGUUGUUAUACAACUGCAGGAAAAACAUGUGAAAGAUGAACAAAUUGAACACUGGAAAAAAAUUGUGAAAACUCAAGAGGAACUAAGAGACCUGUUGAAUAAGAUGGUCAACUUGAAAGAGAAGAUCAAGGAGCUUCAUCAGCAGUAUAAAGAGGCAUCAGAGGUGAAACCUCCAAGAGACAUUACAGCCGAGUUCCUGGUUAAAAGCAAACUCAGGGACUUAAACGCACUUAUCAAGGAAUAUGAUCAAUUAUCGGAGUCCCAGGUUAAACUAGAGGAAAAAUUGCAGGAACUUGAAGCCAACCCUCCAAGUGAUGUUUACUUGUCCUCACGAGACAGGCAAAUACUUGACUGGCAUUUUGCAAACUUAGAAUUUGCUAAUGCAACACCAUUGUCCACCCUCUCCUUGAAGCACUGGGAUCAGGAUGAUGAUUUUGAGUUCACUGGCAGCCAUUUAACCGUUCGCAAUGGUUAUUCUUGUGUUCCUGUGGCACUGGCGGAAGGAUUAGACAUCAAGCUAAACACAGCUGUCCGACAAGUGCGCUACACAGCAUCUGGCUGCGAGGUGAUUGCUGUGAACACACGGUCUACCAGCCAGACCUUCAUAUACAAGUGUGAUGCUGUACUGUGUACUCUUCCCCUGGGUGUGCUAAAACAACAGCCUCCUGCGGUCCAGUUUGUGCCUCCACUUCCAGAGUGGAAGACGUCAGCGGUGCAAAGAAUGGGCUUUGGGAACUUAAACAAGGUUGUGCUGUGCUUUGACCGAGUGUUUUGGGAUCAAACGGUAAACUUAUUUGGUCAUGUUGGUAGCACCACAGCUAGCAGAGGCGAGCUUUUCCUGUUUUGGAAUCUCUACAAGGCACCAAUUCUGCUGGCCCUGGUGGCGGGUGAAGCUGCAGGCAUAAUGGAAAAUAUCAGCGAUGACGUUAUAGUUGGACGCUGCUUGGCCAUUCUCAAAGGGAUAUUUGGAAGCAGCGCUGUUCCACAGCCAAAAGAAACUGUUGUUAGCCGCUGGCGUGCUGACCCAUGGGCCCGUGGAUCUUAUUCAUAUGUGGCAGCUGGAUCUUCUGGGAAUGAUUAUGAUUUGAUGGCUCAACCAAUAACUCCUGGACCUGCGAUUCCUGGAGCGCCACAGCCCAUUCCACGACUUUUCUUUGCUGGGGAACACACAAUUCGGAACUACCCUGCAACUGUCCAUGGAGCGCUCCUGAGUGGAUUGAGGGAGGCUGGCCGAAUCGCAGACCAGUUCCUUGGUGUCAUGUAUAAUCUACCUCGUCAGGCUACGCCAGGAGUCCCUGCGCCUACUUUGUAGUUAUAGACUUCCGAAGUGUGAGGAAUGAAUUUACACUUAAUGAUGACAUAUAUAUUUAUAGUGAAUUACAAGUAUCUCUGAAUGAACUUUUACCAGACCAACCAUCAACCAAGCAUUAAUUUUCCAGUCUUCUUACAAACCUUGUUUUCCUGAUGGAGUGGAACUUUGAAUGGUUACAUCAUUUGUUAUGCUCUAGUUAUUUUUCCAUCAUAAAGACUGCACACUGAUGUUUUAAAUAAACAUUUAUCUUAAUAUGCA